AAGCAAGUCAAGAUGAAGAACUGUUUGCUUUUCUGGGGAGUCCUGGCCCUUUUUGUCAAGGCUGCUCUUGUGACAGGUGAAGCUGAAAGGACCAUUCUUGCUGACAACAAAUGUAAGUGUGCGCGCGUCACUUCCAGGAUCAUCCCUUCUACAGAAGACCCCAAUGAGGACAUCGUGGAGAGACACAUCCGGAUUAUUGUUCCUCUGAACAACAGGGAGAACAUCUCUGACCCAACCUCACCACUGAGGACCACAUUUGUGUACCACCUGUCUGACCUCUGUAAGAAAUGUGACCCCACAGAGGUGGAGCUGGAUGAUCAGAUAGUCACUGCCUCCCAGAGCAACAUCUGUGAUGAGGACAGUGCUGCAGAGACCUGCUACAUGUACGACAGAAACAAGUGCUACACAACUAAGGUCCCACUCAUGUAUGGUGGGGAGAUCAAGAUGGUGGAGUCAGCCCUGACCCCUGACUCCUGCUAUCCUGACUGAUUUGAACCCUGCCUCACCCUACAACCUUUUGUCUGAGGCUCUCCAUUUGCAUCUGAAAAGUUAGUAUACUUACUGCUCAUGAAUUUGAAACAAAGAUUACUUUUUGAUGGUGUAAAACUAACUUUCCCUCUCAGUAGUUGCAAUAACAUUAUCUUUAUUUGGAAGUUCCCUCCUAACUCUAAGUAUUAAAUCUUCUGAUUGCUUAAGGAGAUAUGUUUGAGUAUGUUUAAGAGUAUAACUUCUAGCCUUUAAAAACAUAAACAAAGGGAGAAAGUAACAUUCAAAGAGGAAAAAUCAGGAAGCAUAGUAAAUCUUUUUUUGUUGUUGCUUUGUUUUAGAGAGCCGGAGUUUCCCAAUUUUUUACUAUUCUC
Messenger RNA from Jaculus jaculus (lesser Egyptian jerboa), 860 nucleotides. It is a transcript of the gene Jchain, whose product is annotated as joining chain of multimeric IgA and IgM. Gene Ontology annotation, molecular function: immunoglobulin receptor binding. Gene Ontology annotation, biological process: humoral immune response. The transcript is spliced from 4 exons. The record is from RefSeq and is a predicted model, not a curated record. Lineage: Eukaryota; Metazoa; Chordata; Mammalia; Rodentia; Dipodidae. Gene Ontology annotation, cellular component: pentameric IgM immunoglobulin complex. The coding region runs from base 13 to 489 and encodes 158 amino acids.